Hibiscus syriacus is the source of this 1394-nucleotide messenger RNA. RefSeq names its product E3 ubiquitin-protein ligase AIRP2-like. The transcript is spliced from 5 exons. Gene Ontology annotation, biological process: protein ubiquitination. The record is from RefSeq and is a predicted model, not a curated record. Gene Ontology annotation, molecular function: ubiquitin protein ligase activity; metal ion binding. Bases 192 to 935 code for a protein of 247 amino acids. NCBI's taxonomy places the organism in Eukaryota, Viridiplantae, Streptophyta, Magnoliopsida, Malvales, Malvaceae.
CCCCUUCGCAUUCAAUAUGAGAAUAGAAAGCGAAGUGUCACCGCCACCCACCGAAAGAGAGAGAAAACUGAAACUUGUUCUUCGCCGACUGAGGGACUGACCCCAAAGACUUAUCGCAAAAAAAUUGUUUGGAGAAGGAAAUUAGGGAUUAUUGAUCGUAAUUUGUGCUUUUUGGGGGUUGCUGGGGAGAUAUGUACAUAGGUUCCAUGAGAAAGUCUUUCAAGGACUCUCUUAAAGUGCUUGAAGCUGAUAUCCAACAUGCCAAUACUCUGGCUUCGGAUCUUCCGAGAGAGUAUGAUGGUGCAUGCCUUCAAAUGAGAAUGUCGUACAGUCCAGCGGCGCACCUCUUCCUGUUUUUGGUACAGUGGACUGACUGUCACCUUGCCGGAGCAUUGGGGCUGUUAAGGAUACUGAUUUACAAGGUUUAUGUGGAUGGAACUACCACCAUGUCUACGCAUGAAAGGAAAGCUAGCAUAAGAGAAUUCUAUGCUGUUAUCUAUCCCUCUUUACUGCAACUUCAGAGCGGUGUCACUGAUACAGAAGAUAAAAAACAGAAAGCAGUGCGAAUGGAAAGGUACCGAAGAAGAGACGAUGAAGAUUACAGGCAGCUUAAUAAUGUUGAUUUCGAAAGAGAAGAAGAAUGUGGAAUAUGCAUGGAGAUUAACAGUAAAAUUGUGUUGCCAAAUUGCAACCAUGCUAUGUGCUUGAAGUGUUAUCAUGAGUGGCGAGCCAGGUCACAGUCUUGCCCCUUCUGCCGGGAUAGCCUUAAGAGAGUUAAUUCCGGGGAUCUCUGGGUUUAUACAGACAAUAGGGACAUAAUUGACAUGGCCACGGUGACGAGGGAGAAUCUUAGAAGGCUUUUCAUGUAUAUCGAUAAGUUGCCACUGAUUGUCCCUGAUACCAUUUUUGAUACUUAUGAUUCCCAUCUAAGGUGAUAUAAGUAUAUUCUGAAUUAUCUUCUCGGUGAUCUGAUUAUAGACUUAUCGUUUUCUCUUUGAUUACAUAAAAGACCGAAUCACUCGGAUUCGGUGAAUUUAGAUGAGCUAGUACUGUAGUGGUUUCUUCCCACUUCUCACCUGAAGAAAAAGCAUGCCCCGAGUAAUUAUGGAUCGGUGAAGUCAAGGUUAGUUUAUUUGGUAUAUUUGUACAUGAUUGUAUAGCCUAAUGUUGGAUGAUUAAAGAAAAAUAAUUCCAAGUCCUUUUCUGUGGCAUUGAAUCCCUUGAAAAUGGAUGAACGAUUAAACAUGCUGCAUGUUGUAUGAUUGUGUCAAAGACAUAAUCAGUUGUUUCUGUUACUGUGGUUUAAGCAUGAACCUUGUCCCAUGUUUAUUCUCCCUUUGCUGUCUUUUACAGUUUACUUGUUUGAGGGAUAAACGGUUCCGUCAUCAUAUUUA